This is a messenger RNA of Cyanistes caeruleus (blue tit), 827 nucleotides long. The record is from RefSeq and is a predicted model, not a curated record. NCBI's taxonomy places the organism in Eukaryota, Metazoa, Chordata, Aves, Passeriformes, Paridae.
AUGGAGGGUCAGGUGGGGCUGAGGCAGGUGCAGCUUCUGGAGAUCCAUGGAGGAGCUGAAAUCCACCUGCAGCUCCUAGAGAUCCAUGGAGGAGCUGAAACCCCCCUGCAGCCCGUGGAGGAGCCCAUGCCAGAGCAGGGGAUGCACAAAAGGGUGCAGCGCUGGCUCCCAGGGGGGGUGUCCAGGCUGGUCAAGCCACCCAUCCAGGUGUAUGGGCUGGAAGGGCGCUAUGCCACCGCCCUCUACUCGGCAGCCAGCAAGCAGAAGAAGCUGGAGCAGGUGGAGAAGGAGCUGAGCAGGGUGUGGAGCCUCCUGAAGGACCCCAAGCUGUCCAGUGUGGUGAUGAACCCUCACACCAAGAGCUCAGUGAAACAAAAAGCCGUCAAUGAUGCCCUGGCAAAAGAGAGGAUGUCCCCAAUCACUGUCAACCUGAUGAAUCUGCUGGCUGAGAACGGCCGCCUGCGUUACACCCCGGGCAUCGUCUCUGCCUUCGGGAAGAUCAUGAGCGCUUUCCGAGGGGAGGUGGUGUGCACGGUCACCACGGCUCAGCCCUUGGAUGAGGCCAACCUCACUGAACUGAAGAGCGCUCUGAAUGGGUUCCUAGCUAAAGGAGAGGUGUUGAAGCUGCAGACUAAGACUGAUCCAUCAAUCCUUGGUGGCAUGAUUGUCAACAUUGGGGAGAAGUACGUGGACAUGUCAACAAGGUCCAAGAUCCAGAAACUCACAAAAAUCAUGAGAGAAACUGUCUAAGAGAGCUGCCCUGGUCAUUCCCAGGGAAACCAUGGCAACAGUCACAUGGAAACAAUAAAAUUCUUCCUUCUUGUGGA